Cloeon dipterum is the source of this 1345-nucleotide messenger RNA. It is a transcript of the gene Snap29, whose product is annotated as Synaptosomal-associated protein 29kDa. Gene Ontology annotation, biological process: synaptic vesicle fusion to presynaptic active zone membrane; exocytosis; synaptic vesicle priming. The transcript is spliced from 6 exons. NCBI's taxonomy places the organism in Eukaryota, Metazoa, Arthropoda, Insecta, Ephemeroptera, Baetidae. Gene Ontology annotation, cellular component: plasma membrane; SNARE complex. The record is from RefSeq and is a predicted model, not a curated record. Gene Ontology annotation, molecular function: syntaxin binding; SNAP receptor activity. Bases 173 to 949 code for a protein of 258 amino acids.
GCGACAGCUAGUGUCAGUGUCGCGAAGUAGAGCUAUUUUUUUCCGCAAGUGGUUCAGUUCAGUGUCCCAGUCUGAGUGUCGUCACCUCGUCACGUCUUGUCACGCACAAUCAGUGUUUAUCAGAAUUCAUAUUUUGCAAGUAAAACCGCAAAAAACAGCUAUAUUUCUCACUAUGGCCUAUCAACCUUCGUCUUCUAAAUUUUCGGACGUCGACGACGACGCAUUUCUACGGCACUCGAAGAGCGGGUCAUCUGGCUACAUGUUCCAGUCUGACAGUCUGUCCAGGGAGCAACAAGACCUAGAGGACAGAAGGCUGCAGCUGCUGGAGAAGCGGAGGCAAAUCGAGCAAAGGACAGUUGAGUCAUCCAACAGAUCCAUCGGACUUCUCAGAGACUCGGAGCAGAUCGGAGUUGCGACCGCAGAGGAGCUUGUGAGGCAGCGAGAGCAGCUGGAGAGAACUGAGUCAAGGCUGGACGAGAUAAACAACACUCUACGCUUCAGUCAGAAACAUAUCAAUGGAAUAAAGAGCGUUUUUGGGAGCUUGAAAAAUUACAUCAGUGGUAGAGGGGCCAAUGCAAAUAAUGCGAAUGCUUCCACGUCACAGCGCCCUGCGGAGGUGUCAAGAGAAACAACCGCCCUGGCAAGUCGGUUGCAGGAGAUGAAGCCUGAGAGCCCCAAUGAUGACCAUCCUGCCCUGCGGAUCCGAGGUCUUACUGAAGAAAGAACUUCCUCAGGUUCUUCUGGCAUUAGAGACGCCAAUCGGGUGCUUGACGAUAAUUUAGACGAAAUGUGUUCUGGACUCGCACGUCUCAAAGGUCUGGCCAGUGGUCUGAAUGAAGAGAUUGUCGGCCAGAACGAGAUGCUGGACCGAAUAACCACCAAGACCGAGAAGGCCGACACCACGAUCGACCAUCAAAACCGCGAUAUGAGACGCAUCUUGAAGAAGUGAACGCUCUCUCACCUUGUCCAUUCAUUGUCGGCACCCACUUUGGUUUUUACAUUGAUUCUCGCUACUGAAACGUGCUAUGGGAAAUACUCUCGUGAUUCGUGAUAAAAAAAAAUACUGAUAUUCAUGGAUACUUUACGUUAAGUUUAUUCCAAGCUAUUAUAUUUGCUGCGAAAGGAAAUAUUGUUGGUAAUUUUUGAACACAUGCAAGUGCGCCUCAAUUAUUUAGAUUGUACACAACCUUUGCAAUAAUGUUAUUCUCUCUUAUCUCAACAAUGCCAAUGUGAUAGGCUUGUAUUAUUUAGUUUUCAUCAGAAUGUCAUCAUCUCGGGUUUGAAUUAUUUUCUGGGACCAUGACCGUGUUUCGUCUCAUUAAAAUAAAGUUUAUAUUUCAUGAGA